CGCAAUUGCUGACUGAAACCGACAGGACUCGCGCGGCACAUUCACCUCGACCGACACCUCGCAGUCGUGCGCUUCACCGAAAUUGGAAAGUGCGAUCCUAAUCUCGGACGAGCUCUCGUCCGUGCGACUGAUGUUCCGCAAUGUGAGACAAAAUUUCUCCGGCGCAACGAUAAGAAGAGCGGUCGCAUCUUUUUUUUUUUUUCAAUGAUACUUCAGAGGCCGCAAUAAACGUGUGUCUUUAAGUGCCCGAUAUGUAUAUAUAUAUAUAAACACUGGAAACUUCACCUAGCGAUUACUACUGAAGAAGCUGUUAUCGCGUAUCGCGACGAAGAUUUGUUUUCAAGCUUGCAAACGAGAAGAGCAGUCACGCGCGCGCACGUGAGAAGAUAGCUUUAAAACACUAGUCAAAUAUUUAAACGGCCUUAUAAUAUAGUUUCGAAUAGAGUUAGUCUAGUUUUUUUGUGAGAACAAGUGUCAAUUGUGUCACACGCGUGCCAAUCGAAAAAACGGAACAUCGAAAUAGUGAAUAAUAAUAUCGUGAAAUCGCGAACGCGUAGACGCACAAAGCGACCGGCAAAAUGCAUUCCAUGCGCGCGCACCGAGCGUUGUGCAAACACAAAACUGCAUUGCGAAUAUGGAAGAUCGCCACGAGCAGCUUCAGCACCGAUGUGGAGUUCAAGCCGAUCAGGAGCGUUCUCGUCGCCAAUCGAGGAGAGAUCGCCAUUCGCGUGUUCCGCGCGUGCACGGAGCUCGGCAUUCGCUCCGUGGCGAUCUACUCGGAGCAGGAUAAGAUGCAGAUGCAUCGACAGAAAGCGGACGAGGGAUAUCUAGUGGGCAAGGGCUUACCUCCCGUUCAGGCGUACCUGAACAUUCCGGAAAUCAUACGGAUAGCGAAGGAGAACGACGUUGACGCGAUACAUCCCGGCUACGGGUUUCUCUCCGAGAGAUCGGAUUUCGCCCAAGCGGUGACCGACGCCGGCAUCAGAUUCAUCGGUCCCAGUCCCAAAGUUGUUCAGCAGAUGGGCGACAAGGUCGCCGCCAGACAAGCCGCCAUAGAAGCGGGGGUGCCGAUUGUGCCGGGAACCGACGGACCGGUGACGACGUCCGACGAAGCGAUGGAAUUCUGCAUGAAGCACGGUCUUCCGGUUAUCUUCAAGGCUGCUUACGGGGGUGGAGGACGAGGUAUGAGAGUCGUGAGGCAAAUGGAAGAAGUUCGCGAGAUGUUCGAUCGCGCGUCUUCCGAAGCGGCGGCCGCUUUCGGAAACGGCGCGAUGUUCAUCGAGAAGUUCAUCGAGAGGCCGCGCCACAUCGAGGUCCAAUUGCUCGGAGAUCACGCCGGCAAUGUCGUGCACUUGUACGAGCGCGACUGCUCCGUGCAGAGGCGUCAUCAAAAGGUAGUCGAGAUUGCGCCAGCUCCGUCACUGUCGUCUAAGAUACGCGAGAAAAUGACCGAAUACGCGGUCAAGUUGGCGAAGCACGUCGGCUACGCGAACGCCGGCACGGUUGAAUUCCUGGCCGACGAAUCCGGGAAUUUCUACUUCAUUGAGGUGAACGCCAGGCUGCAGGUCGAGCACACGGUGACCGAGGAAAUAACCGGAAUCGAUCUCGUGCAGUCUCAAAUUCGCAUCGCCGAAGGCAUGACGCUCCCGGAGCUCGGCAUGACGCAGGAGAAGAUCGUACCUCAGGGAUUCGCGAUCCAGUGCCGAGUGACGACGGAGGAUCCGGCGAAGAACUUCCAACCGGAUACCGGAAGAAUAGAGGUCUUCCGUUCGGGCGAAGGUAUGGGUAUUCGGUUGGACGGAGCUUCCGCCUUCGCCGGUGCCAUUAUCUCGCCGUACUACGACUCGCUUCUCGUCAAGGUAAUUGCGCACGCAAGCGAUCUUCAAGCGUCCUGCGCGAAGAUGAACCGGGCGCUCCGCGAGUUUCGCGUGCGCGGUGUAAAGACGAACAUUCCCUUCCUGCUGAACGUCCUCGAGAAUCAGAAGUUCCUCAACGGCGUCGUCGAUACGUACUUCAUCGACGAGAACCCGCAGCUCUUCCGGUUCCAACCGAGCCAGAAUCGAGCGCAGAAGCUGCUCAAUUACAUCGGCUCGGUUCUGGUGAACGGCCCGAGCACGCCGUUGGCCACUCAGCUUAAACCGGCGGACAUUAAACCGCAUAUUCCUCAGAUCGCUUUAGACUUUGCUAAGCUUGCAGCUGCCGAAGACACCAAUGAUCCUGACACACCAGGAAUUUUGGAUCCUCCGGCAGGAUUCCGUCGCAUUUACAAGGAACAGGGACCGGAAGCCUUCGCCAAGGCUGUUAGACAACACAAAGGUCUCCUCUUGAUGGACACCACGUUCCGCGACGCUCACCAAUCUCUUCUUGCAACUCGCGUGCGAUCGCACGAUCUCCUGAUGAUCUCUCCCUUCGUCGCUCACAAAUUCAACAAUCUUUACUCGCUAGAGAACUGGGGCGGCGCAACUUUUGAUGUGGCUUUGAGAUUUCUCCACGAGUGUCCGUGGGAAAGACUCGAGGAUAUGCGCAAGGCCAUCCCGAAUAUCCCGUUCCAAAUGCUGCUAAGAGGCGCGAACGCCGUCGGCUACACCAACUAUCCCGACAACGUUGUCUUCAAGUUCUGCGAACUAGCCGUGAAGACCGGCAUGGACAUCUUCCGGGUGUUCGACUCGUUGAAUUACCUGCCGAAUCUUAUCGUCGGUAUGGAAGCCGCUGGAAAGGCCGGAGGUAUCGUCGAAGCGGCGAUUUCCUACACGGGCGACGUGAGCGAUCCGAAUCGCACCAAGUACAAUCUGAAGUAUUACACCGAUCUGGCGGACGAGCUAGUCAAAGCGGGCACCCACGUCCUCGCGAUCAAGGACAUGGCCGGUUUGCUGAAACCGAAAGCGGCCGAGAUGCUGAUCGACGCGAUCAGACAGAGACAUCCGGACGUGCCUCUUCAUAUUCACACGCACGAUACCGCCGGUGCCGGAGUGGCGUCCAUGUUGGCGUGCGCGAAGAGCGGAGCCGACGUGGUGGACGUCGCCGUCGACAGUAUGUCUGGCAUGACCAGUCAGCCUUCUAUGGGAGCUGUCGUGGCUUCUCUUCAAGGAACGGAUCUGGACACAAAGCUGGAUCUUCCCGACAUUUCCGAAUACUCCGCGUACUGGGAACAGACGAGAACGCUCUACGCGCCGUUCGAGUGCACGACAACGAUGAAGUCCGGAAACGCCGACGUUUACCUCAACGAGAUCCCCGGCGGCCAAUACACGAAUCUGCAAUUCCAGGCCUACUCGCUCGGUCUGGGCGAGUUCUUCGAGGACGUGAAGAAGGCAUACAGAGAGGCUAAUCUCCUGCUCGGUGACAUCAUCAAAGUCACGCCCAGUUCCAAAGUGGUCGGUGAUCUGGCGCAGUUCAUGGUUCAGAACAAGUUGACCGCCGACGACGUUCUGAAGAAGGCCGAGGAAUUGUCGUUCCCGAAGUCCGUGGUCGAGUUUCUUCAAGGCGCUAUCGGCGAGCCUCACGGAGGUUUCCCCGAGCCUCUCAGAUCGAAGGUUCUCAAGGACAUACCGCGCAUUCAGGGCAGACCAGGCGCGAGUCUGGCACCGCUCGACUUCCCCGCUCUGAAGAAGGAGCUGCAAGAAUCUCAUCCUCACGUAUCCGAAAAGGACGUCAUGUCGGCCGCGCUCUAUCUUCAAGUAACAAAGGACUACUUGAGUUUCAAGGAGAGAUACGGUCCGGUGGAUAAACUGGAGACUAAAAUCUUCCUCACGGGACCGAAAGUGGGCGAGGUGUUCGACGUGACAAUCGAGAAGGGUAAGACUCUUGCCAUCAAGACUCUUGCGGUUGCCGAGGAUCUCACGAAAAAUGGCGAGCGAGAGGUGUUCUUCGAGAUGAACGGCCAAUUGAGAUCCGUAUUCAUCAAAGACAAAGAAGCCGUUAAGGAGCUUCACGUACAUCCGAAAGCGGCGAAGGGUGACGCCAAUCAGCUGGGAGCGCCGAUGCCCGGCGAGGUAAUCGACAUCAGGGUGAAAGUGGGCGAUACAGUGGAAAAAGGCGCGCCCUUGAUCGUGUUGUCCGCUAUGAAGAUGGAGAUGGUGGUUCAAGCGCCCAAAGCGGGAAAGAUCAAGAGUCUAGACAUCACUCUGGGGAUGAGACUGGAGGGAGAGGAUCUUCUGUUGACGUUCGAAUAGACGAUCUUGUGUCCGAUUCAUCGUAAAAUCCGGAAAUAAAUUAGCAAUUUCUUCGGUAAAGAUGAGACGUUUGCCGCAGAGACUGUCGUUUCACUACGUUAAACGACAAGAUCUUCGAAAAUCUUUGCCGUGUCGAGGCUUUCGUCGAAUGUUAUGUUAGCAUUCUUUCGACGAUGAUCGCCGUCUUGUUCAGAAUCGUCAAUUACUAUGUACGUAGUUGAUUCUUUGUCGUCCACGGGAGUUCGUCACACUAUGUGUGUACACGUUUUCCUAAUUAAUUUUUAAUUGCUAAUUCUUAGAGAUCGUGCAUGUCGCGCAGAAUCAAAUCUUUGAGAAUGUUCGAAAACUCAGCGGACGCAAAAAAAAAUGUGCAAGUAGCUAUAAAAGUUGCUGAUACAAAAGUAGAAUUCGUCUUCUGUAGACAAUAACACACCGUCGAGUUUACCAAAAGAUGAAAUGUUUACAUGGUACAAAUUACUUCUCCAAAAUGGUCAUUAAAUGAUCUCGUUUCGGAGAAAGAAACGUUUCGAUCGCAUCCUGUAAAUAUUAAUGUGAUGUCAAACGAAGCUGCCUAAGAGAUCAAGUAAUUAUACAAACUGAAGUUUCGAUUCGAUAAAUAAAAGUAACAGAAAUGUCAUGAACUUCGCGUACUUCGAUUUUUCUACACAAUCAUCAAUUAAUAAAAUAUAAAUUUGGGAAUAAAAAAUUUUUUACCUUAUCUUAUAAACGACCAUUUAUAAGACAUGAUUAUUUCUCGUUUUGAAUUAUGUUCUAAUACGUAUAAAGCACGUACAGAGUAUGUAAAAUCAUAAUGAAAAUCUCUAACACACACAGAAAUUUUGUAUAAACGCCGAUUAUUAUCGUCGCCGUUGUUCGUCUUAUCUGUUUGUAAUGAGUUAUGUACAAAAAAAGCGAAAAAAAAGAAACCAGGCAUCUUCUUCAGCUCGAUUCUAUAUUAAUUAUAGCGUGUAUGCAUAAGCGAUUACCUUGAUAAUUUAAUUACGAUACCGAGAACGCGAAGUUAAGCCUUCACGAACGGGUUAGCAAAUGCGUAGAAAAAAAUCAUUCACAGGGAACAAAGACGAGAAUAAUCCUGAGAAGCCUUGUCUUUGUGCCGUCAAGGUCAAGAUCAAAUAUUACAUUUGAUUCAAAUGUUAUAAAUUGAAAAUUAGACAUUCAAAUAUCUUUUAUCUCGAUAAAAAAA
Pseudomyrmex gracilis is the source of this 5373-nucleotide messenger RNA. RefSeq names its product pyruvate carboxylase, mitochondrial (gene PCB). Gene Ontology annotation, molecular function: pyruvate carboxylase activity; ATP binding; metal ion binding. The record is from RefSeq and is a predicted model, not a curated record. The transcript is spliced from 14 exons. Gene Ontology annotation, cellular component: cytoplasm. Lineage: Eukaryota; Metazoa; Arthropoda; Insecta; Hymenoptera; Formicidae. Gene Ontology annotation, biological process: pyruvate metabolic process; gluconeogenesis. The coding region runs from base 579 to 4169 and encodes 1196 amino acids.